AUGGGAAUAAUAGACAUUGACAAUGUAGCUGUGGUCAGGAGUGUACCUGUGGAGGACAUCAAAGGAUCAAGCAGCACUCAAGCACUUCCGUGGACCUCAAUAAUACCGCAAGCCGACCAGGCCACGGAGUUCAAACUCUUCUCCUGCGUGUAUUGUCCAUAUCGUGCUACCCAGAAGGGAAACCUGCAAAGACACAUGCGAAGUCAUACAGGAGAGAAACCUUACUCCUGUCAUUUGUGCUCAUAUUCAGCAACUCAGAAAUUGCACUUAGAUAAUCAUAUUCGUACUCAUACUGGAGAGAAACCAUUUUCAUGCCCAGAGUGUGGCGUGGGCCAGUGUCCAGGGGGACGGCGACCAACUGAUGGGGAACAACAAGAAAGAUCACCACCACCUGGGGAUUCACUCAUAUGGGGAUCCUUUAGGGAAUGUAGAUUUUGGGGCUCAUCUUGA
Penaeus indicus is the source of this 450-nucleotide messenger RNA. RefSeq names its product gastrula zinc finger protein XlCGF26.1-like. The record is from RefSeq and is a predicted model, not a curated record. Lineage: Eukaryota; Metazoa; Arthropoda; Malacostraca; Decapoda; Penaeidae. Gene Ontology annotation, biological process: regulation of transcription by RNA polymerase II. The transcript has 3 exons. Gene Ontology annotation, molecular function: DNA-binding transcription factor activity, RNA polymerase II-specific. The coding region runs from base 1 to 450 and encodes 149 amino acids. Gene Ontology annotation, cellular component: nucleus.